Ilex paraguariensis (yerba mate) is the source of this 684-nucleotide messenger RNA. Lineage: Eukaryota; Viridiplantae; Streptophyta; Magnoliopsida; Aquifoliales; Aquifoliaceae. The record is from the annotation of a GenBank genome assembly.
AUGGGAACGCCGGAGACUUCUCGAGAACCUUGCCCAGAUCGAAUUCUAGACGACAUCGGCGGCGCGUUCGGCAUGGGCGCGGUAGGCGGCUCGGCGUUUCACUUCUUGAAAGGCAUCUACAACUCUCCCAGAGGCGAGCGUCUCAUCGGCGGCUCACAAGCUGUGCGUAUGAACGCGCCGCGAGUAGGCGGCAGCUUCGCCGUCUGGGGAGGUCUCUUCUCCACCUUCGAUUGCACAAUGGUCUACGUCCGCCAGAAGGAAGAUCCAUGGAACUCUAUCAUCGCCGGCGCAGCCACCGGAGGAUUCUUACAGAUGCGUCAGGGGCUCGGCGCGGCUUCACGGUCGGCUCUGAUCGGUGGAGUUCUCUUGGCUCUUAUUGAAGGUGCUGGUAUUAUGUUGAAUAAGUUCAUGAGUGCUCAACAAAUGCCUCCGAUGGUGAUCGAAGAAGCUAUGCCCAAUAUGGCUGGUGCUGGUGGGCCUAGUGGGCUAGGGUUUCAAUUGCCGAAUAAUCGGGCCCAACCAGAAUUGUCGGCGUCGUCAUCGUCAUCUUCACCGGCAGCGACUUCGAGCUGGAUGUCUUGGUUUGGAGGUAAGAAAGAGGAAGAGCAGAAGAGUGGUGGUGUGAAUACCGAGGUUUUGGAGAGUUUCGAUUCGCCAAUGCCACCGACUUUCGAGUUCAAGUGA